AUGGGGGAAGAUUUGGCGCGUAGUGGUGACGGUUUCGGUACCGCAAGAUCGUCACUCUUUGUAUACCACGUGACUAAAUGCAGAGUAGGUCGUCCACAGAGUUUCAAUCUUUGGUUCGUCACUCUGGCCGCCCUUGUGGUUUCACUUCCGCCAUCUUUGUUUAAGCAGGGCUACGGACGCUUGACGGAGGCAACUGUUGAGAUAUUUGGAGCAGUGGAAAAAACAAUAACCGAGUUCCAGGAAGAAAUUGCCAGUUCAAAGGAGGAGAUCGAACGUCUACAGAGGCUUCUGGAUUUGGCUUUGAAACCCGACUUAAAGUUACAUAAAUCAGAUGCCAAGCAGCUUACUCUCCCUGUCCCAGAGGAGGUUCCCCCUGAGAAGCGGCACUGUGAGCAUGAGUGGAGCCCCAGUCUAGGCCAGGAGGAGCCAGAGCCCACACACAUUGAAGGGGAAGAGGAGGUCAGGACCAGUCAGGAGGAGCAGCAGUAUCAAGGACUAGAGCCCGACAUAGAGUUCAUAUUUACUCCACCCUGUGUGGAAAGUGACUAUGAUCAGGACCCACCCCAGCCUUCACCGACCACCAACACAACUGAAGAGAUGGACGCCGAACCGGAGGGGGAGAGAAAUGGGGCAUCAUUAACAACCAGUGACUUCCAGUCCCUCUCUGUAGAAAAUCCAGUAUCCCCUGCAGCUCAGAACAACACCAGUGGAACUGUUGAUGUAGUGGCGAGUGGAGGACUACUGUCAGCAUUGGGGUUAAUACGGACAACCAGUAUGCAAGCAAGUGUUGGAGGCCGUAGAACCAAAAAAUUACCCCACAAGAAAGUACAAAGCUCCCAUUCCAGUGCAGUAAACAGGAAAACUACCAAGUUACCCCUUAAGAUAGUGCAAAGCCCAGAUACCAGUGAUGGAGGCAGGAAGACAACCAAGUUGCCCCUGAAGACAGUGCAGAGCCCAGAUACCAGUGUAGUAGGCAGGAAGACGACCAAGUUACCCCUCAAGACAGUGCAAAGCCCUGAUACCAGUGCAGUAGGCAGGAAGACUACCAAGUUGCCCUUAAAGACAGUGCAAAGCCCUGAUACCAGUGCAAUAGGCAGGAAGACUACCAAGUUACCCCUCAAGACAGUGCAAAGCCCUGAUACCAGUGCAGUAGGCAGGAAGACUACCAAAUUACCCCUCAAGACAGUGCAAAGCCCUGAUACCAGUGCAGUAGGCAGGAAGACUACCAAGUUACCCCUCAAGACAGUGCAAAGUCCUGAUACCAGUUCAGUAGGCAGGAAGACUGCCAAGUUACCCCUCAAGACCGUGCAAAGCCCUGAUACCAGUUCAGUAGGCAGGAAGACUGCCAAGUUACCCCUCAAGACUGUGCAAAGCCCCAAUACUAGUGCAGUAGGCAGGAGAACUUCAAAGUCACCACGUAUAAGAGGAGAGGAGACUGGAGGACUACGGUCAGCACUGGGGUUAGUUCGGACAUUGAGAGCACGGGUCAAGAAAGAACAAAGCUCUCCUGCCGGUGCUGAAGCGAGGAAAACUAAAAAGUUACCCCACAAGAAAAGACAAAGUUAUCUUACCAGUGGUGGAGUCAGGAAAAUCUCCAAGUUACCCAAGGUAACAUCAGCCAAUAAAAACCAUACGGCUCCUCAUUGUUGCAAGAUGUGUGGGAAGUCUUUUGUUUUCAUGACUUAUCUUGUUAGUCAUGUGCAAAAAAUUCAUUUAAAGGAUAAAUACCAUCUUUGUGGGGUUUGUGGGAAAGAUUUUAGGUCCACAGAUAGUAUGGUGAAGCAUCUGCAAACCCACAUGGGAGUGAAGCAUUUCUGCCACGCCUGUGCUAAAGUCUUCACUUGUAGUUCCAAUCUGAAAGUGCAUAUGAGGAUCCAUACAGGGGAGAAGCCAUUUCAGUGCAAACACUGUGGGAAAGGCUUCACUGUGAGAAAAUCCCUGGAAGACCAUGAGAAGACUCACACAGGGGAGAGGCCAUUUAAGUGCACUUCAUGUGGAAAAUGUUUCUCAUCAACGACUCAUCUAAGUCGCCACCAGGAAAUUCACACAGGAGAGAAACCCUAUCAGUGCAACGAUUGCGGGAAAAGCUUCAGUCGGAAGGAAAAACUGGCAGAACAUAUGAGGACCCAUACAGGGGAGAAACCAUAUCCCUGCCCUGAAUGUGGCAAAUGCUUUGGUCUGAAGGGAAAUCUGACCACCCAUAUGAUAAGACACACAGGGGAGAAACCAUGCAGGUGCGAAGAAUGUGGCAAAUGUUUCUCUUUGAAUGCAGACCUGAAAAUUCAUAUGAGGACACACACGGGGGAGAAAAGAUAUAAGUGCAAUGUUUGUGACAAAUCCUUCACUCAGAAGGCGUACUUGGCUAGCCACAUUAUGAAACACACGGCAGAGAAACAACCGGUUCAAUGACUGGUAAAUGAUUCAAUCAAAUGGGAAUCGUGAGAGAACGAGAAGAGCACUUAGAGUAAAAACUCCUCCGUUCAUUGUGAAUUUAUUUUUGUCGUUUUCUGGUGUGAGAAAUUGACAAUACACCACCACAGUUCAAAAAGUUGAAAGAGACCUGUGUGGGGAAAAUGUGAGGUUAGAACCUAGUUUGAGAGCACAUCGUACUCUAUAUACCAUUAGGAACCUUAGAGGACGACUGGGUAGAAUAAACUUAGGGUAUGCAUGAAUAAACAUGCAGAACAUUGUUGACAAGUUUGUAGUUUGAGUGGAUUUUAAGGCAGAAGCAACAGUCCCAGCUAAUUUAUCAAAUGUCACAACAAUUUUGUCAUUAUCUUCUAUUAGCAAAACUUAUUUUGUUUGAUUAAAGGGUUAGUUCAACCAAAUUACAUUGGUUUCCUUACCCUGUAAGUAAUCUAUGGACAAGGUAUAAUGGCAAUCCAUGUUUUGGUUUAGUUUCCUUGGCACUGUUUUCACAUGCAAACUUUUUAGCACAAAUCCCAUUAGAGUCAUGGGACUGAUUUUUUUGUGACUGAGGAUCACAAUCCAUUUCAGAUACUUUCGGAUGAUUUGGACAUGAUGCGUGAAAAAUGCUAAUAUCGGUAGCAUGACUUGAAUGGGUUUUGCGCCACAAAAACUAAAACGUUAGCAUGUGGAAAAGGUCAUACGUUGUCCAUAGACUGCUUACAGGGUAAGGAAACCAAUUUUGGUGAACUAUCCCUUUAAGGCUAAUGCGUUUGAUAUUAAUGCAUCUAUAUCACAGGAGGUUGGUGGCCACUUAAUUGGGCUUAUGGUAAUGGCUGUAGCAGAAUCGGUGGAAGGGUAUCAAAUAUAGGGUUUCCACAUGUUUGACGCCAUUCCAGUCGCUCUGUUCCAGCCAUUAUUUUGAGCUGUCCUCCCCUCAGUGGUGAUCUAUGUAAUACUAUAUCAUCGGUAUCGGCUUGAUUUCAUCUUAUGAAAGUAUUUGUUGCAGCAAUAACAAAGAAUUGUGUACAUGUUUUGUCAUUUAUUGUAAUGGACUUCCUUAGCUUGACACCCAAAUUAAAUGUGUAGCUUUUUGUUUGACCUAACAUCAGCAUUUUGUGUGAAACCUAUGAAUAUUUGUCCAUUACAUUUACCAUUCAUUAAAAAUGUACAUUUUUGUUCUUGAAA
This is a messenger RNA of Oncorhynchus kisutch (coho salmon), 3594 nucleotides long. RefSeq names its product zinc finger protein 37. Gene Ontology annotation, biological process: regulation of transcription by RNA polymerase II. The coding region runs from base 1 to 2409 and encodes 802 amino acids. The transcript has 4 exons. The record is from RefSeq and is a predicted model, not a curated record. Lineage: Eukaryota; Metazoa; Chordata; Actinopteri; Salmoniformes; Salmonidae. Gene Ontology annotation, molecular function: DNA-binding transcription factor activity; RNA polymerase II cis-regulatory region sequence-specific DNA binding.